Messenger RNA from Rotaria sp. Silwood2, 551 nucleotides. Lineage: Eukaryota; Metazoa; Rotifera; Eurotatoria; Philodinida; Philodinidae. The record is from the annotation of a GenBank genome assembly.
UCGCAAGACGUUCAUUUGUUAAGGUAUUUUUCCACUCGUUCCUGGUCUUUUCUCAACUAUCUUUGAUUUUUCCUAUGUUGUUCUUAUAUGUGUUGUGAUCGUUUCGAAAAUGAAAGAUAUAUAUGUUCUUUAUCGAUCAGUUAGAUCGAAUCCUCUGUUAACAAUAUAUUUCAUAUCAUUUUUAUUAUUUACUGACUUUUUUCUAUUAAAUAUGUUUGUUGGUGUUGUUGUUGAAAAUUUUCGUAAAUGUUGUACAAGCCAAGCAAGAACGUGAAUAUAAAGCACGACAUACAGCUAAAAGAGAAAAGAAAAUUGAACAUAGACGCCGUAGUAAUUCGUCAUUUAUCAUAUCAUGCACAUUUUUCACCAUUGAGAAGACGUUUACAUGAUUUAUGUAAUAGGAAAUAUUUUAUUUAAUUAUUUCUACUGUUAUUAAUCUUAGUAUUGCUAUAAUGUCAUUAGAAUUUUAUUUAAUGUCACCAGUUUGUGAUUUAGCUCUUGGUUAUUGUAAUUAUGUAUUUACAACUGUAUUUAUACUUGAAUCAAUAUAG